Molecule: messenger RNA, 501 nt
Organism: Lactuca virosa
Lineage: Eukaryota; Viridiplantae; Streptophyta; Magnoliopsida; Asterales; Asteraceae
Source: the annotation of a GenBank genome assembly
AUGCAACCAAAGGACAUCUCAGCAGAGACCAAAAGGCUAAAACCAGACCCGUCGGACGGGGGAGAAGCAAUCAACAGGGAACACCCAGACCAACGAGUGACCGUAGGAACGACCCUCCCUGCAAAAGCAAGAGAAGCACUGGUCCAAAUACUACAAAGGUACAAAUAUGUGUUUGCAUGGACCCCCGCGGACAUGGUAGGGGUCGAUCGAGGAAUUAUAGAACACAAGCUGAUGAUAAAACCAGAAACCAAGGAGAUGAAGCAAAAGAAGUGGGUCCAGGGAGGGGAUCGAAACAAGGCAAUCAACAUGGAAGUGGCAAAGCUAACCAACGCAGGAAUCCUCAGAGAAGCAAUUUUCCCCAUAUGGAUCGCUAACACGGUAAUGGUGAGAAAAAACGACGGUAGCUGGCACAUGUGCAUUGACUACUCCGACCUGAACAAAGCAUGUCCCAAAGACUGUUACCCGCUACCAGAAAUAGACCAAAAGGUAGAGUCUUUGUAG